AUGGCGAUGAACAGGAUCCGGGGGGCUUUUGCCGUGCCUCGGAAAGGAGAAACGUUUGAAUUACGAGCUGGUCUUGUAUCCCAGUAUGCGUAUGAACGAAAGGAAGCGAUUCAGAAGACCAUCAUGGCCAUGACUCUCGGGAAAGAUGUUUCGGCUCUUUUCCCUGACGUUUUGAAGAACAUUGCCACGAAUGAUCUCGAGCAGAAAAAGCUUGUUUAUUUGUACCUUAUGAACUAUGCAAAAUCUCAUCCGGACCUCUGUAUUCUGGCCGUGAACACUUUCGUCCAAGAUUCCGAAGACCCAAACCCACUUAUCAGAGCCUUAGCGAUUCGGACAAUGGGAUGCAUUAGGGUGGAUAAGAUGGUCGACUACAUGGAGGAACCGCUACGGAAGACGCUCCGAGACGAGUCGCCGUACGUGCGCAAGACCGCGGCCAUUUGUGUGGCAAAGCUAUUCGAUCUUAAUGCCUCGAUGUGCCUGGAGAACGGCUUCCUCGAGAUGCUGCAGGAAAUGAUCGGUGACCCUAAUCCGAUGGUGGUCGCAAACUCGGUUACAGCACUCUCGGAGAUAUACCACGCUGCACCAGAGACCAAGGCCCUUCAAGUUACGUCGAACACGUUACGGAAGUUGCUGAUGGCACUCAAUGAAUGUACCGAAUGGGGACGAGUCACUAUUCUCACUACUUUGUCCGAAUACAAGGCCGCUGAGGUGGCGGACUCGGAGCAUAUCUGUGAACGCGUUGCACCACAGUUCCAGCACGCUAACCCAAGUGUAGUACUGGCUGCUGUUAAGGUCGUGUUCUUGCACAUGAGGAAUGUUAACCACGAACUGUCUAAGAACUACCUAAAGAAGAUGGCGCCUCCGUUGGUGACACUGGUGUCAUCUGCACCCGAGGUGCAAUAUGUUGCCUUGAGAAACAUUGACCUCCUGCUUCAGAAACAGCCCGAUAUUCUCCAGAAGGAGCUUCGUGUUUUCUUCUGCAAAUACAACGACCCUCCAUACGUCAAGUUCCAAAAGCUCGAGAUUAUGGUUCGCAUAGCUAAUGACCGCAACGUCGACCAACUUCUGGCGGAACUCAGGGAGUAUGCCCUGGAAGUUGAUAUGGAUUUCGUCCGGCGCGCCGUCAAGGCCAUUGGCCAGGUUGCUAUCAAGAUCGAGAGUGCCAGCGAGAAAUGCGUCAACACGCUGUUGGAUCUUAUCAAUACCAAGGUGAAUUAUGUUGUGCAGGAGGCUAUUGUGGUCAUUAAGGACAUUUUCCGGAAAUACCCUGGAUACGAAGGCAUCAUUCCUACACUCUGCAAAUGCAUUGACGAAUUAGAUGAACCAAAUGCUCGAGCUGCACUCAUCUGGAUUGUUGGUGAAUACGCGGAGAAGAUUAGCAAUGCGGGUGAUAUCCUGGGCGGAUUUGUGGAUGGAUUCAAUGAAGAAUUCUCACAGACCCAAUUGCAAAUCUUGACCUCGGUUGUCAAGCUCUUCCUGAAGCGGCCCGACAAGGCCCAAGGACUCGUGCAGCGGGUUCUCCAAGCCGCCACGGCAGAGAACGACAACCCUGAUGUUCGUGAUCGUGCGUAUGUGUACUGGCGUCUUCUGUCCAACACUACCGACUCUGGCGCCCCCAAGAAUAUUGUCCUUUCUGAGAAGCCCCCGAUCUCGACUACCGUCCAAUCGUUACCUCCCACCCUUCUCGAGCAACUCCUCAACGAACUUUCCACGCUGGCAUCUGUCUACCACAAGCCACCAGAGCAAUUCGUUGGCCAAGGCAGAUUUGGUGCCGAUGCUGUCCAGCGUGCUGCCAUUGAGGAACAAAUCCAAAACGCACGCGAAAAUCCCUUGGCAGCAGCCGCAGCCGCAGCAGCAGUCACAGGUACUACGCCCCCGCCGCAAGCCCAAAACAAUGUCGAAAACCUACUCGAUAUCGACUUCGACGGCGGGGCGCCCGCAUCUGCACAGAAGGAGCCAGAGAACGGCUUGUCUGGCCUCGAAGGGUUAUCCGGCACGCCCGUUCGGGCUCAGUCGCCAGCAACCCCUGCUGCCGCUCCCAGCAACAACCUGGACGAUCUCCUUGGGGUGUUUGGAGACGGGGGAGCUCCCGCAUCAUCGAAAAGUGCGGGUCCAUCAACUGCGGCGCCUAGUGGAGGUGCCGGUGCAGACUUAUUGAACGGACUCGAUGGACUUGAUAUUGGUGGCAACUCUACGACUUCGCCGCCACCGGCGACAUCAGGGGGCCAGCAGAAGAAGACCAACGAGGAUAUCUUGUCGCUUUUUUAG
Molecule: messenger RNA, 2268 nt
Organism: Aspergillus ruber CBS 135680
Lineage: Eukaryota; Fungi; Ascomycota; Eurotiomycetes; Eurotiales; Aspergillaceae
Product: putative AP-1 adaptor complex subunit beta
Exons: 7
Coding region: 1-2268 (755 amino acids)
Biological process (GO): intracellular protein transport; vesicle-mediated transport
Cellular component (GO): membrane coat
Molecular function (GO): clathrin binding
Source: RefSeq, a predicted model, not a curated record